AUGUCUCACUGCUUUGUCUCCAUCGAGGCCCGAUCGACAUCCUCACCGCCCGAGCUCUUCGAGCUGGCCUGGCGGCAGUGGGGCGCCUCUGCGCGAGCGUUCCAAUCGAGCCCGUACGAGAACCGCGAGGAGAUCCGCGCCGCGGCCAAGGUCUUCGAGAGCCUCAGCGCGGCUCCGGCACUGCUGAGCGACAAGGCGGUGUCGCGACUGGCGCUCGCUCGCUCCACCAUCGAAGCGAUGCUGCCGCUGUGCGAGGAGCCCGCCGCAGCCUCCGUCGCAGAGGAGCCACUCUGCAACGCCGUGCAGUCGCUCUUCCGCACCGCGAGCGGCGAGGGCAUCGGCGUCGGGCCGCCCUCUGCGCAACGCACGGCGGAGCGGGCGCCGGGCGGAGGACGGCGCAGCAAGAACUCGCCCGGAGGCCGCUGCUUGUGCCUCAGCAGCGGCUUUGGCGAGUUCAAGAGCCAGCAGUGCACCUACCUGCCGCUCCGCACGCGCAACGGCACCAGCCACGCCUGCCGCAUGGACCGGCUGAGGGAGGGCGAGUCGCUGCUGGGGACGCUGGAGCAGUUCUGCCGCGCGUACUACCACGCAAACCAGUGGGAGGCGCAGGUGUACCUCUGCCUCAAGUGCGGCCCGGACGCGACUGGCUCGCGGCUCGUCCUGCCCGAGGGCGUGGAGGUCGGCGGCAUGAGCGGCGGCGCCGAGGGCAACGGCGCCGAAAGCGGCGGCGAGGGCGGCGGCGAGGGCGGCGGCGAGGGCGGCAGCGGCGAGGGCGGCGGCGGUGAGGGCGGCAUCGCGACGGCCCCCGACGGCGACAUCUGCGGCAAGGUGCAGGUGGUGGCGGUGGCGCUUGAGUCUCACUGGGUUCGCCGCGCAGGGUCGUCCGAGGCCAACGUGCACGCCGAGAGCUUCGUCAUCGCAGACGAGACCAUCCUGUCGGCGGUGCGCGCGGGCGAGGUUGCCGAGCUGACGCUCUACCUCUCGUAUCAGCCCUGCCACCACUCCGGCGGCCGCUUCGGCGAGGGGCAGGUGCGAGACGUGUACGCGGCCGACGCGAGCGCGGGCCGGGAGGGGAUCCGGCGGCUGAUGUCGCAGCCGGGGAUGUCGAUGCGUGCCACGGGCGAGGAGGACUGGGCCUUCCUGAUCGGCCUGUGCGACCAGUCGGUGCAGGAGGAGUACGAGCGACGCGGCGAGGCUGGCUCGGCCUUCGGCCCCACCCACGUCGCCCUGCGGGCGAAGCUCGACGCGGUCAUUGCUGACUUCCUUGCGGCGCAGCAUGCUGAGAUGGCCGCGGCGGCGGAGGCGGCGGAGGCGGCGGAGGAGGCCGAGGAGGCCGAGGCGGUGGAGGCGGCCGAGGCGGCGGAAACGGCGCCCGCGCCGGCGGGGCCCGCCACCGAGGGUUCGGCGGAGGCGGCGGCCGCCCAGCGCCUCCCGGACAACAAGAAGAAGGUGUACGGUCGCGACUUUCUCCUCUCCUGCGCGCCGCAGCCCGCCGCGGCGCCCUCGGAGGAGGAGUGCGCCCCUCCGGCGGCCGUCGACGAGACCACCAACUUGCCGCUUUCGCCCGAGGUGUCCCGUGACGAGACGACGAACUUGGAGGCCGACGCUGCCGCGCUGAACGGGGCGAGCGGUCCGGACGGGACCGUGUCCCCCGAGCCCGCGCCGCGUGACAGCGCCGAACAACUCGCCGACGCGCGGCUCGACUCGCUGCCUCCGCCGCUGCCUCCGCCGCUGCCUCCGCCGCUGCCGCCGCCGCUGCCUCCGCCGCUCCCGCCGCCGCCGCCGCCGUCGUCGCUGAAAGAGGAGCCGGCGGACCUCGACGAUGCGGGAGCGCCAGCUGAAGCGGAGCCUCACGCUGGAGAGGAGCCUACGGCACGUCUGAGCCUGGCGGAGCUCGAGGCUAUCCAGGGCGAGGCCUUGGCGGACGAUAUCACAAUCGAGAGCAAGAUGUGCGCUUGGACGGCGGAGCAGGCGAUGCGCUACUUCGAGUCGGGAGGCACCGAGGAGCCUUAG
Emiliania huxleyi CCMP1516 is the source of this 2013-nucleotide messenger RNA. RefSeq lists its product as hypothetical. NCBI's taxonomy places the organism in Eukaryota, Haptophyta, Isochrysidales, Noelaerhabdaceae. Bases 1 to 2013 code for a protein of 670 amino acids. The transcript has 4 exons. The record is from RefSeq and is a predicted model, not a curated record.